Messenger RNA from Ogataea philodendri, 480 nucleotides. RefSeq lists its product as uncharacterized. The record is from RefSeq and is a predicted model, not a curated record. Bases 1 to 480 code for a protein of 159 amino acids. NCBI's taxonomy places the organism in Eukaryota, Fungi, Ascomycota, Pichiomycetes, Pichiales, Pichiaceae. The transcript has a single exon.
AUGGCACUGGACUUUGAGGCCAAUGCGUCAAAAAUCAUAGCAUUGCGCAAUCGCGCGCUAAUCCAAGCCGCCACGUCGAAGGACGUGAGCACGCGCCAGAACUACGAGCGGCUGCUGCUGGAGCGGCGGCUUGCAAGUGACGUUAAGGAGAAGGAAGCAGAGCUCCGUAAUCGCGAAAAAGGCCGGUUUGACCUGAUCCAGCUUGGAGCGAACGAGCUGGAGAUGCUGAAAAAUCUCCCGAGAGCGUUUUUGGUCAACUCACCGCCUCGAAAACAGAAACGGCCGACGCCUAGCGCCGUUGCAACGAUAGCCGCCCAAUUGGACACUAACGCGGGCCAGGACCAGUUGCCGACGCAGCUGCCUCAGGCCACUAAUCAAGGAUAUUUGCCGCCGCCAGACACGAUAUCAAAUGCCGAGGUGCGUUCUGCUAAACGGGUUCACCGGUCCGUGCCCGAGUUCGUUCCCAAGCUGGACUACUAA